CCUCGUUCUCCCAAUGAUGAAGACAUGCAGAAAACACAUCAGCGCCUUGUCGACGACCUACGAUUCAUCCCUCGUGCUCUUUCCCUAUUAACGUAUCCCACACAAACAUCGGCACCCCUCACGUUGUCACUCAUUCGCAAUGUCCACAAUCUACUCGCGUCGUUUGAAGGAACCAUCAAGGUCGUCCAACAGACGGGAUUUCCGUACGACAGCACCACCGCACAGGCACCCUGGAAUCCCAAACCCGACGAGAAUACCAAUGGACUCAUUACGUAUCCCUCUAUUUUUCGAGAUGUCCUCAUUUGGGCGCUCAAUGCGCCGCAUUUGCCGCCGUUUCCAGGAUCCCCACAAGACAAGCGUCCCGAAUUGGUCGUCGAAAUAUUGGGCAUUAUUUUUGCCAUGGGAGGAACCGAAGUCUCACGAGCACUCCAUGCCAGUCCAUCGUUUGGCACUUUUUUGGUCGAACAAGAAGCAUUACCAGCAUUGCUCGAAAUUGCCCAACGACAAAUGGAUACCGUCAUUGAUAAUAUACAAGUCAAUGACAAGGCCGUUUCGGCAUUGGUGCCCAGUUUGGCGGUAUUGUACAAAUUCUCGGCUGGUAAUCCGACCUUUCGGGAUGCCACCAAAGAACUCGUCUUUCCGCCCGCUCAAGAAGAAGAGUUUUGGAAAUUGUCCAAGGAACAACUACUACUCAAUAAUCAACAUCAAGAUGCGGCGACGGAUGAUAAUAACGACAACAAUAACAAUAACAAUAAACAAGUACCGGCCAAGAAUAAUAAUAUGCAACCGUUGGAUGCACCGCGUGGCACGUUGCGAUGGAAAUUGAUUCAUCUCAUGACAUGGACCGAAUCGCAUAUCAAACGAUAUGCCAGUGAAUUGUUGUGGGCACUCUGCGAGGAAAAUCCUAAAGAAUUUGUUCUACGAACUGGAAUGGGCAAUGCCAUUGGCUUUUUAGGGGCCAAGGGAAUGGUACAGAUUCCUAAUAAUAAUUAG
This is a messenger RNA of Seminavis robusta, 993 nucleotides long. Lineage: Eukaryota; Bacillariophyta; Bacillariophyceae; Naviculales; Naviculaceae. The record is from the annotation of a GenBank genome assembly.